Molecule: messenger RNA, 801 nt
Organism: Aureobasidium namibiae CBS 147.97
Lineage: Eukaryota; Fungi; Ascomycota; Dothideomycetes; Dothideales; Saccotheciaceae
Exons: 7
Coding region: 1-801 (266 amino acids)
Molecular function (GO): phosphatase activity
Source: RefSeq, a predicted model, not a curated record
AUGGCCCAAUCACUCCCUGCCAUGAAGACGAACCCCAAGUUCAUCUUCUUUACUGAUUUUGAUGGAACCAUCACCCUCUUUGACAGCAACGACUUCAUGACUGACAAUGUCGGAUUCGGCUACGAGAAGAGACGUGAGGGUAACAUGAACGUCCUGAACGGCACUGAGAGCUUCAGAGACUCUUUCAAGCGCAUGAUGGACAGCGUCAAGAUGCCUUACGACGAGUGCAUCAAGUACGUCUCAGAGAACGUCAAGCUUGACCCUGGUUUCAACGACUACUUGCAGUGGGCCAUCAAGAACAACAUCCCCACUGUUGUUCUCUCAUCUGGUAUGGAGCCUAUCAUCCGCGCCAUCCUCGAGAAGCUCGUCGGUGAGAACGCAAAGUACAUCGACGUCAUCUGCAACAACAUCCAGGCAAGACCCGGCAAGCAGGUCAACGAGGAGGGUGGUUGGGAGCUUGUCUACCACGAUGACUCUCACUUCGGUCACGACAAGAGCUUGACUAUUCGUCCUUACGCCCAGCUUCCUGCUGACCAACGUCCUACUCUGUUCUACGCUGGUGACGGUGUUUCGGACCUGAGUGCUGCCAAGGAGACCGACCUUCUGUUCGCAAAGUCUGGACAUGACCUCAUCCAGUUCUGUGUCAGAGACGACAUUCCCUUCACCGUCUUUGAGGACUGGAGCCAGAUCAAGGCAAAGGUCCAAGAAGUUGUUGAGGGCAAGGUUACCGUACACGACGCUGCAAAGCAGGGUGUUGAGGCAUACGAGAAGGGUCAGGCUGGCGUCAAGCCCACUGCUUAG